AUGGAUUCAGACAAUUCAGAUAAUUACGAUCAGGAAUUUUGGGAGUUGGUUGAAGAAGAAUUUAUGGACGGCAGUGAUGAAGAACAACAGCUUCAGAAUGAACUUCAAUCUGUAAGUUCCUCUAGGCCAAAGAGAAGAACAACGGUAGAUCGAGGUCGUGAAGAAGGGCAUAAUCGAUUGUUCAAUGACUACUUCUCGAAAAAUCCAGUAUACACAGAUGUUCAAUUUCGAAGAAGGUUCAGAAUGCAUAGGCAUGUAUUUCUUAGAAUUGUAGAUGCCCUUGGAAAUCAUGAUGAAUAUUUCCAAAUGAGGGUCAAUGCAACUGGUAUGUUGGGUUCCAUUAAUUGUAUGCACUGGGAAUGGAAAAAUUGUCCUAUUGCAUGGAAAGGACAGUUUUGUCGAGGUGAUCAUGGUAAGCCCACAAUCAAGCUUGAAGCAGUGGCAUCACAAGACUUAUGGAUUUGGCAUGCUUUUUUUGGUAUUGGAGGUUCAAACAAUGACAUUAAUGUGAUAAAUCAAUCCAACGUGUUUAACGAUAUUUUAGAAGGACAUGCUCCCAAUGUGCAAUAUACAGUCAAUGGGGCACCAUAUAAUAUGGGGUAUUAUUUAGAAGAUGGUAUAUAUCCUGAGUGGCCUACAUUUGUCAAGACCAUUUCAAUGCCACGGGGAGAAAAGAAAAAGUUAUUUGCUCAACAUCAAGAAUCAGCUAUAAAAGAUGUGGAGCGGGCAUUUGGAGUGCUUCAAUCUCGAUUUGCAAUUCUACGUGGCCCAGCACGUGUCUGGCACAUGGACACCCUUAAGCAUACCAUAUAUACCUGCAUCAUAUUGCACAACAUGAUUGUGGAAGACGAACGACAUACAUAUGUAGGUAAUUUUGAUUACUCUUAUGAUAAUGUGGAUGACAACAACUCAACAACUGAAACAUUUAGUGGUCCUCAUUCGAAUCUUGCAACAAAACUACAAAGAAGAGCAAGUAUUUGA
Vicia villosa (hairy vetch) is the source of this 981-nucleotide messenger RNA. RefSeq lists its product as uncharacterized. The transcript has 2 exons. The record is from RefSeq and is a predicted model, not a curated record. Bases 1 to 981 code for a protein of 326 amino acids. NCBI's taxonomy places the organism in Eukaryota, Viridiplantae, Streptophyta, Magnoliopsida, Fabales, Fabaceae.